AGUCAGGGAGCCAGGGGAUCAAAAUUAAACAAUCGAGGGGUGCAAAUUAAUUUUGCUUCUAAUAUGUUCAAAGGACCCUAAUUCCGUGUGUCUGUGUGUGACUUUUGCAAAGUGGAUUAUAUUCUUCACAAUUUUCUUUGAUCAAGUCUAUAAAACAUCACCUAUAAAAUUGUUCUGUAAUUUAUCAAACUUUGACGUUAAAAUAGUAUUGACGUCAAAGGAAAGUACAUUAAGAUUAGUGAAGCCAUUACAAUGCACUUAAAACUUUAAGGCUAAAUAACUUGGAAAUGAGGUGAUGACGUCAGUAAUUUUUUACCGCGUGGGUAACUAGGGACCACCUGGAAUCUGAUUCAGAAAUAAAGGGUUGAUGAUGUCACCAAAAGACUUUAAAGGAGAGACGAACAAAAUAUUAUUUUGGUGGCAAAUAUACAGACCGGAGACAUUCAAAAACAAUUCGAACGCACAUAUUAUGGUGGCUUCAUCUUUAUUCACGAAUCUUUUUCCCUAUCUUUAUCUCACAAAGUAAAUAUCAAUUUCUUAAUUACGUUCUUUAUCUAUUAAAAAUUAAAAAAAUAUGUUAGUCACAUGUUGUUCUACAAGUUUUGCUAUUUUGUUCUUCAACUCUCCCUUGAUUCAUAAUUUUGAGCGUAUUAACCUGUGACUAUCACAAUAAGGAGAAAUAUAUUCCUUUUUUUAAUUCAGCCACCCGUUUAACAGACAAAAAACCAGCGCCACGAUUGGAUCUAGUUUGUUUUUGUUCUGCAAAUUUUUAGGUCAAAAAUUUACCGUUUUUAUGUAAACUACAUCAAAUUUAACUCUACGAAUAUUAUUAAUAUCAAAACAUUCUUAGUCUUUGCUUCUAGACUUUUUUUUUUAUAAUAGCUGUAACACUCUGGUCUUUAAAAUUAACACUGUCAUCAUGAACUUUUAUUCAGCAACCCUGUCGUAGCGCAGUUUACCUCUCCUUUAAAUAAGAUUGCUUAAGCCAUUGCAUUUCACUUUUAAUGUUAAAAGCUAAAUAAAUUGGAAACGGGUUGAAAUACCUGUCGUCCGUUAAAGUUCGUCGAAAGCACUUUUACCUGAUUUGCGUUUGAAUCUUUCUAUAAUAAAGGCAACGGGUGUACAAACUUCUAGAAAAAAUUUGUACUUUGAUGGAUUUUUGGUGACGUCAGCAAAACUGUUUGUUAAAAAAGAACACGAUUUUAUACCUUUUCUUCAUCAGCGUUUCAAUCUCUACACAUUAGAGGCAACGCGUAAAAAAUUUCCCUGUCCAAAAAGAAUUUAGUAUAUGCACUGCUGAAGCCAUCAAAACUCCCAAGACAUCGGUUUUCUACGCUUAUCGACUGGUAAGUACAUAAAAUAAAAGAGAAAACAGUUAAUGCAAAAAAUAUUUCUCUUGUCUGCCUCUUUGUGUUUUUAACUUGACCAAUUUUGAACAAAUCUGUAUUGUGGGUAUGCACCUGUUCAAAAAGAAUUGUAAAACUAAAAAGCUUUUCUUUAUAUUACCAAUGAGAUUUUAAGAUAUAACAAAAUAGCGCCGUUUAUGUGGGUUUUUUAAGUGUAAAAAAAAAAAUGAAUAUACAUAUAGCUAUUGUUACAUGUAAGGCCAAAAUCUACUAUAGAUUUCAGCUGUAAGCAAUCUCUACAUAGUUUUGAAGAGCAACUCAUGGCCUCUCAGUCGCAUUUUUUAUCGCUGUUAAAAAAAGUUUUAUUAUAAUGAAAAAUUUGGUUGACCUGUGUUCAUAAUUUUGUUGCAGUUUGACACUGAACAGACAUUAAAAGUUAGCUGAAUAUACCUACUCAAUAUACUACGUUGAAAGGUUUUUUUAUGGACUAUCGUUUCUCAAGCAGAGCAGUAAGAUUUUAUUGAGAAAAAAACAAUGCCCAGAUUUUAAUUUCAAAAUAGAAUGUCUACGAAUUUGUAAGUAGUUAGAAGAAGAUAUGCAUCGUUCGAUCACCACAUUUUUUUUUCAAUUUUUUCUUCUUCUUUUGCUCCUGUUGAUUCCAUCCAUUUAUAACGUAUGUGUACAAUCUCCAAAAGACACACACCUCAAGACAUUUUACUACUUUGAUAGCAACGAAACAGCAUGUAGAAUACAAAGUGGAUCUCUGUAUGAAGCACAUCGUUGCCUGUGUUCAACAAAACAGAAAAAUACAGUUGUCAACGAAAGAUUGAAACUUAAAACUUUGAUGUUAUUUUCAACAUGGUUGAAAGUCGAAGACAACCACAAUGAGCACUAUAUUGAGGAUGAAUAUAGCGAUUUGCAUUCGUUCGAACCUCAAUGCAAGAUAUCAAAACACUUCAGAACAUAUGGAGAGCUGGUUUUUACCUAUGAAAGCUAUAAAAAUAAUUCUGAAUUAAGACGUCCAUGCAAUAGUCGCGAUGAUUUGUCAAACUACAUUUACUUGCCCAAGAAAUUAAGCAAAGCCUUUCUUCGAAAGUUGUUAUUGUACGUGAGAACAGCCGACACACGAACGUUUAUAGUUUUGUGCUCACUCGAGUGUACUGUGAUGAUUUUGGAAACGGCUGUUCAAGUUGGAAUAGGUACACACGAGUACACGUGGAUUAUUCAUUAUCUUGACGUCAUUCCUUCGGGAACAGCACUUCCAAGCAAUUUGUUAAUUGUUACAGAUGAUGAAAAAGAAAUAACAAGUGAUGGGCAACAAAAAAGCAUUUGCAGUUACUAUUAUGAUAGCGGAAUGAGACAGAACGAAACAGUCGCAUUUAACAACGUUAUUACAGAAGUUAAAGGAUCAAAAAUAUAUGCAAAGUCUGACGGUUCUCAUCUGGUACUAGUUGGUGGGUACAGUAAUAAGAGAAUUCAAUUCAAUUCAAGGGCUGAAGAGAUACUAGAAUCUUUCCCUCACAAACAUGUAAAAGCCGUUCGAAAUAUCAGAGUUGUGACAAUUAAAGAUGCGCCUUUCACCAUGAUUCAUGAGCACUCUGACCAUAUCCUAAACCUUCGCGAUUUAACAUGCAACACUGGUAAUCUUUGCUGGCAAUACGAAGUGCACAACAAAACAAAAAUACGCGUGCCUUAUUGUUGCAUUGGGCAUUCCAUGGAUUUGCUGAAUAAAGUCGCCGUUGAUCUAGACUUGAUACCAGAUAUUUAUAUUGUAGAAGAUGGAGCAUUUGGUCAGGUGGUGAAUGGUAGUUGGGUGGGAUUAGUUGGUGAACUGGUUGCUGAUAAAGCAGAUCUUGUUGUUGCCAGUAUAUCAAUCAAUACCAAAAGGGCAAGGUAUGUUGACUUCACUGCCCCCUAUAUGCCAGGGGGUGUUUCCGUUGUAGUCAAAACGGAACAGAAAGAGCAACCGUUUUUCAAUUUCGAAGCAUUUGAGCCAUUGUCCGUCACUUUAUGGUUAACGGUUGUUUUCAUAACAUUCUUCUCAAGUUUUAUCCUUGUUUUAAUGGAAUCGAAGUGUUUCUGUCACCAGGUAAAUCCAUACCCAUGGAGGGAAAGCAUCACUUACGUUGUUGGGCUGUUAUUUCAGAAGGAUAUUGCAGGAAAGAAUCCGAACAAGCCAGCCGCUAGAGCAGUAUCUGUCAUGCUAGCACUAGUGCUUCUUGUCAUCAUGUCAUCAUACACAGCUGUGUUGACAGCAAUUAAAGUGACGAAUGAAAGUCGUUUGCCUGUUUCUGGAAUAAACGAUCCAAAGAUGACCAAUCCAACACAUGAUUUUAAAUUUGGUACAUUUGCCAACUCUGUAUUCACACAAAUGUUCUCUGAAAGUGAAGAUCCUGCUUGGAACCGUAUAGGAUCAUUUAUGAAAGCGUAUAAUUAUCCAAACCCUGAUGUAGGAUUCGCAAAACUGACUUCAGGUGAGCUGGACGCAGUGGUGCAUGACUAUUACACGUCACUUCAUUACAUGGCAAAAGAUUGUCGUCUUCAAAUUGCUGGUGAUAUUAUACCAGAGCCUGGGUUUGGAUUUGCCCUCCAGAAAGGAGCAUUACUAACCAACGAAAUUUCAGAUUUAUUUCGAUCGUAUAAUGAAAAUGACUUGUUAAAGAAACUAGAGCAGAAAUGGAUUGAUCGUUCGUGCAGAGAUGUAAAUGGUGGCGAUUCAGGUGAAAGAAUUUCUCAAAUAGGAAUCACGUACUUUGGUGGUUUGUUUAUUGUUGUAUUUGUGUGGACAGGUUUAUCAGGUUUUGUUUUGUUGGUAGAAAUUUUAGUAAAUAGAUAUAUUUUAAAAACGCGAUUCCGAGAAUCAUAUUUAAAGGCUUGCUGAGAUAAUAACAGCGGUUAAGAUUUUCUAUGACACUUGCUGUUCAUGAUAUAUUGCUCCAAAAAACUCAAGAAAAUAACUUCAAAAGACUAAUUCAAAAGAAUAACUCAAAAGAGGGCAAUCAUUAAGCAAGGUUUUAUAAAUGCUGCAUGUCUUACUGUGUUGGUUAGGACUACAGAAAAAGAUCUCUUUCGAUUGUUAAACUUAUGAGAGAGUAACCACAACUAAUGCAUUUAUAAUAAAUUUUUAAGCUACACAGAGGAGAUCAAAAAAAUGUAAUAAUAUAUAAGACAGUCGUCACAUGUUCACUUUUCUGUUUCUGGUGGAAAUGCAAUGUUUUGUUGUGAAAUAUCCAAAAAAAUCUCUUUGUUAUUAUGGUUUAUUAUUUCAAUGCAAAUGAAAAUAAAGGCUAAGAAUUCUGCCUUUUUUGUAUCACAAAAAAAAAUAAUUGUGUGGUCACUUUCAAAAAUUAACUUCCAGAAAGUUUUUUGACAUUUCUGCGUGAUUAUAUGGGUGGGUUGGCUCAGUAUUGGCUCGGUUGACGGGUAUAAGCUUUUUUUAAAAUAAUCAUAUUUCAUGGGAAAAGUCAACCCGGGAUAUGAUCAAACCAGCAAAUUAAAAUUGUCCAUGAAUAAUUUGUUUACCAAUAGUUUUCUGAUUUAAUUUCAAGGUUUUCUGUUUUUGUUUUUGUUUUAACAAAAUCAUUUAACACAAAAUACACUGACAUAUUUUUGACAAAACGAAAC
Molecule: messenger RNA, 4970 nt
Organism: Hydractinia symbiolongicarpus
Lineage: Eukaryota; Metazoa; Cnidaria; Hydrozoa; Anthoathecata; Hydractiniidae
Product: glutamate receptor ionotropic, NMDA 3A-like
Exons: 6
Coding region: 1942-4227 (761 amino acids)
Cellular component (GO): plasma membrane
Molecular function (GO): glutamate-gated receptor activity
Source: RefSeq, a predicted model, not a curated record